This is a messenger RNA of Amborella trichopoda, 2061 nucleotides long. Its product is annotated as cytochrome P450 716B1. Gene Ontology annotation, biological process: sterol metabolic process. Gene Ontology annotation, molecular function: monooxygenase activity; iron ion binding; heme binding. The record is from RefSeq and is a predicted model, not a curated record. Lineage: Eukaryota; Viridiplantae; Streptophyta; Magnoliopsida; Amborellales; Amborellaceae.
CAGGAAAUGGGCCUGGUAUUUUUUUUUUGUCUUUGACAAGAGCAGGGCUAAGUUCUGCCCAUUAACAGCCCUAGGGAUAAGUGAGAAAAUGGCGCGUGUGUACGGGGAGUGUAGCUAAAGUUGUAAAGCGACGACUUAGAGGAGAGACGCUUAAUAGAGUGGAGGCAGUUUCUAGGGAGGAGCGGUUGAGAGAGAGACCCGCAUUUUGAGUGUAAAUACAGAAGGGAGGUAGUGAGUCUAUACUAACUACUGCUACAGCGGCAACCGUCCCAUUUCCACGAAGAACCUCUGUUUCUUCUCUACCGCUAAAAGAGAGCCUGAGAAAGAAUGAAGUAUAGGAUGCAACGGGUUUCCACUUGAGAUAAACAAUUGAAUCCACUACUCUUGUGAAUCAAAGACGCAAUCCACCAUCAUUGCGAAUCAAAGAGGCAAGGUGGGAAUUGGAUGGAGGGGGAGUUGAUGUUCUUCUCCCUGGCCAUUGCGACUCUGGCGGUGGCGGUGGCGUGGUUCAAGUCGAGGACGAGGAGGUCCAAUCACCGCACUAGCUGUGAGCCUCCGGGAAGCUUGGGAUGGCCCAUAGUCGGAGAGACGUUGGCCAUCCUGCGUUCUGGCCGCUCAGGGAAACCCGAGUUGUUCGUACAAGAGAGGAUGCUUAGACAUGACCCCGAUGUCUUCAAGACGCACCUUUUGGGGGAGAUCACCGCCACCUUCUGUGGCCCCAAUGGCAACAAGUUCCUCUUCUCGAAUGAGAGCAAGGGGCUCCUCCUAACCUGCUGGCCCUCAUCACUCGCCCGCCUCUUCGGGGAUUCCUUCCUCACGAAGCUGGGGGAGGAGGCAAUGAGAGUUCGCAAGAUGGUGGUGGUCCCUUUCCUGAGGCCAGACACCCUCCACAGGCUCGUUGCUCGGUUUGAUCUCCUCUGCAAGGUGCGCAUCGAGAGGGAUUGGAAGGGCAGGGGAGUGGUGCACGCGUUUCCACUCAUAAAGAAGUAUGCCUUCUCUGUAGCGUGCGGGUUGUUCACAAGCAUAGGGUCAGAAGAGGAUCAAGCAAGGCUACUGGAGGAGUUGAGCACGGUGGCCAAGGGGGCCUUCCAGCUUCCCAUCUAUUUUCCGGGGACUAGGUACUACAGGGCGGCCAGAUCCGGCGACUUGCUACGGGCAGAGUUGCUGAAGGUGGUCCAAAGCAGGAGGAGCAAUUACAUAGCAGGAGCAGAGGAAGAGGAUGAUCUGAUGUCACAUCUUAUGAAGGUGAAGGAUGAAGAGGGAAAUUCGCUGACGGACAAGCAGAUUGCUGACAAUGUAAUCCUCUUGCUGAGUGCCGGCCAUGACACCAGCAGCUCUACCAUGGCCAUGCUCCUCUUCCACCUCGCCCACAACCCCCAUUGCUACGAUCGAGUCCUACAAGAGCAAAGGGAGAUCGCAAAAUCAAAGGCCCAAGGCGAGUUUCUGAACCGGGAAGACAUUCAGAAGAUGAAGUAUUCUUGGAACGUGGUGAAUGAAGUGCUGAGGCUUUCUCCUCCCAUUCAAGGAACUUUAAGGAAGCCCUCAACCGACCUCACCUACGCCGGAUACACCAUCCCCAAGGGCUGGAAGCUCGGUUGGAGCGUGAAUUCGACCCACAAGAUGGACAAGCACUUCCCAGAACCGGAAAAGUUCAACCCGGCGAGAUUCGAGGAGGAGGAGGAGGUGGAGGGAGACAGCCCUCCUGCACCCUACACCUUCGUCCCCUUUGGCGGAGGACCUAGGAUGUGCCCUGGCAAAGACUUUGCUCGCAUUCAGAUACUCGUAUUCCUUCACAACAUUGUGACCAAUUUCAGGUGGGAGCUCCUCUUCCCCCACGAGCUCAUAAGCGUGGACCCCAUGCCCACCCCCUCCAAGGGCCUGCCCAUCAACCUCUACCCCCACCUCAAACACUAGCGACCAUCUACUUGCAACUGCUGCUGCACGUUCAAUUUCAAGAGCAUGAGGUGUUAAGAAAAUUUCUUCCUCAAAUGAAUUCUUUGGGAACCUUUGUAGUAAUUGGAAAUCACAUUAACAUUAAUGGUUGCAUUCACAGUUAUAUUC